AUGGCCAAGGAUGACCUCAUCCCCUGUAAGGAGGCCGGGAUCCGCUUCCGGGUGGGUGACAUCAUCCAGAUCAUCAGUAAGGACGACCAUAACUGGUGGCAGGGCAAGCUGGAGAACACUAAGAACGGAACCGCAGGGCUCAUACCGUCACCAGAACUACAAGAGUGGCGUGUGGCGUGUAUCGCCAUGGAGAAGACCAAGCAGGAGCAGCAGGCCAGCUGUACCUGGUUUGGCAAGAAGAAGAAACAGUACAAAGACAAGUACCUGGCCAAGCACAACGCAGUGUUUGACCAACUAGACCUGGUCACGUAUGAAGAGGUGGUCAAACUGCCUGCGUUCAAGAGGAAAACACUUGUCUUGUUGGGGGCCCAUGGAGUUGGCAGGAGGCACAUCAAGAACACGCUCAUCACUAAGCACCCAGACCGAUUUGCCUACCCCAUUCCUCACACAACCAGACCUCCAAAGAAGGAUGAGGAGAAUGGGAAGAACUACUACUUUGUGACUCAUGACCAGAUGAUGCAGGACAUCAGUAACAAUGACUACCUGGAGUACGGUAGUCACGAGGACGCCAUGUACGGCACACGGCUAGAGACCAUCCGCCAGAUCCACCAGCAGGGUAUGAUCUCCAUACUGGACGUGGAACCACAGGCACUCAAGGUGUUGAGGACGGCUGAGUUUGCCCCUUACGUUGUGUUCAUCGCAGCUCCCACCAUCACCCCUGGAAUGAACGAGCUUCCCAAGUGGUGCAGGAAACUGCCUGAUGACUCCCUCCAGCGGCUGCAGAAGGAGUCAGAGGGCCUCCAGAAGACCUACGCCCAUUACUUUGACCAGACCAUCAUCAACAACGAGAUUGACGACACCAUCCGUCUGCUGGAGGAGGCCGUGAACCUGGUGUGCACCACCGCCCAGUGGGUCCCUGUGUCCUGGGUUUACUAACCCCUGAACCCAGAACAUCCAUCCAACCAACCCCAGACCAACACCAAACUCUGACUUUCGUCCCCAAUUCCCGAACAAACCCCGGUUUUCUUUUACAAUGCAUCUCUGUGGAACAUCUCCGUGGAACAUCUCUGUGGAAACCGUGUAGAUGAAGGAAAAAAUGAAUGAAAAAGGACUGAAACCGCCUCUGAAACCUCAGUCAGUCCUCCUGCAGAACAACAGUGACUUCUGUCCCCCUCCUCUCCACUCCUUACCAACUGCCUCAAAGGCACAUUGUUGUGUGUGUGUGUAUAUAUAUACAUAUAUAUAUAUAUAUAAUAGAAAAAUAAUAAAUAUGGUCCUUAAGUUGAA
This is a messenger RNA of Coregonus clupeaformis (lake whitefish), 1287 nucleotides long. RefSeq names its product peripheral plasma membrane protein CASK-like. The transcript has 8 exons. Gene Ontology annotation, biological process: regulation of neurotransmitter secretion. Gene Ontology annotation, cellular component: plasma membrane; basolateral plasma membrane; cell-cell junction. NCBI's taxonomy places the organism in Eukaryota, Metazoa, Chordata, Actinopteri, Salmoniformes, Salmonidae. Gene Ontology annotation, molecular function: signaling receptor binding. The record is from RefSeq and is a predicted model, not a curated record. The coding region runs from base 1 to 936 and encodes 311 amino acids.